This is a messenger RNA of Frankliniella occidentalis (western flower thrips), 1701 nucleotides long. RefSeq lists its product as uncharacterized. The record is from RefSeq and is a predicted model, not a curated record. NCBI's taxonomy places the organism in Eukaryota, Metazoa, Arthropoda, Insecta, Thysanoptera, Thripidae. Gene Ontology annotation, molecular function: protein dimerization activity. The transcript has a single exon. Bases 1 to 1701 code for a protein of 566 amino acids.
AUGUUUGCCACUGACAUACCAUUAUCAGCGUUUGAGAAUGAGCACUGGGAGAAUUUUUUUAAAGCUCUUCGACCCGCAUUUAAAGUUCCAUCUACUUAUUGUUUUUCUACUCCACUUUUAAAUGCAGAGCAUGAACGUAUUAAGACAAAGUGUGAAGAGAAAAUAGAAGAGGCUACUAGUGUGUGCAUAUUGACAGAUGGGUGGUCUAACAUUAGAGGAGAAAAUGUUGUCAAUUUUGUUGUGACUACCCCGGAACCAGUUUUCAUUGAAGCUGUGGAGCCAGGAGAAGAUAGAGAAACUGGUAAAUGGAUAUUUGAUGCCAUUGAAAAAGUAAUAAAAAAAUUUGAUUCCAAAAAAGUAAUGGGGGUGUGCACUGACAACGCAUCGUCUAUGAAGCUAGCACACAAUUUAAUAUCAGCAAAAUAUCCUCACAUUUCUUGCUAUGGCUGUGCAGCCCAUGGACUAAAUCUUCUCGUAAAAGACAUUCUAGGAAAAGUAGGAAAAUUUAGCAGCAUAUUGAAAAACUCCAAGACUAUUGUGAAAGAUAUAAAAAAUCAUCAUGUGCCCCAUGCAAUUUUCAAGAAGAAACAAAAAAUCAAAUUUGGAAGUGGAAAAGGAAAGUCACUUAAAUUACCAGGUAAGACCAGGUGGUCUGGUACAACUGAUAUGCUCAAGUCCCUUCUAGAAAAUAAAUCUGUGCUUCAAGAAACGGUUAUUGACCAACGGGUUUCUGUCAGUAAGAAAGCAAAAACAACAGUGUUAGACGAUGACUUCUGGGAUGCUGUGAAAUGUGGCUGUGAUUUGUUGUCUCCAAUAACUGAUACUAUUACUUACUUGGAAGGAGAUUCAGCUAAUGUUGCUGAUGUUGUAACUGCUUUGGCUAAAAUGAAGACUCAAAUUUUAAAUGCAGCAGAAGAUUUUAAUAUGCAUGACAUGGUCAGAGUGGAAGAAUUAGUAAAGAAAAGAUGUGUAUUUAUAGUAAAACCUGUACACCUUGCUGCUAAUUUGUUGCAUCCUAUUUACCGUGGCAAGGUAUUAACUCCCAACCAGAUACAACUAGCAAUAACAUUCAUAAGUGAAAUGUGCACGCAUCUAAAUUAUGACUGUGGACUAGUGAUAAGCAAUCUUGCUAGGUUUAGAAACAGUGAAGGUAUUUGGGCAGUAAAAGAAACAAACACAGGUUCUUUUCACAGUAUUUGGUCUGCUGCAAACCACUGUACGCCCUCAUCUUGGUGGAAAGGUAUAUGCGCAGAUGAACCUCUCUGCCCACUGGCCUGUAGAAUUUUAUCCCUACCUGCCUCAGCCGCUGCUUGUGAGCGGGUGUGGUCAGGAUAUUCUAAUACCCAUACCAAAAAGAGAAACAAACUUGCAGUGGAAAGAGUUACCAAAUUAGUACAAAUAAAAAGUAAUUUAAAACUUUUUAGUAGUGUUUCUAGUGGUGAUAAACCAAAGAUGAACUGUUGUACUAUUGAAGAUGGACUGAUAUUUGAUGUUGACAUAAAUGAUAGAGCCAUUGAAGAAGAUAAUGAUGCUGGACCUGAGGGGAAUGGAGCCAUUGAAGAUAAUGAUGCUGGAUCUGAGGGGAAUCAAUCAGAUUCAGAAAAUGAAAGUGCUGCCUCUUCAUAUAACAGUGAUUCUGACUCAGUUCAAAGUGCAAGUGAAAGUGAAUGUUCCACUCUGAGUGAAAGUGAUGAUGAUUAG